This is a messenger RNA of Chrysochloris asiatica (Cape golden mole), 2313 nucleotides long. RefSeq names its product anaphase promoting complex subunit 5 (gene ANAPC5). NCBI's taxonomy places the organism in Eukaryota, Metazoa, Chordata, Mammalia, Afrosoricida, Chrysochloridae. The transcript has 17 exons. The record is from RefSeq and is a predicted model, not a curated record. The coding region runs from base 36 to 2303 and encodes 755 amino acids. Gene Ontology annotation, molecular function: protein binding. Gene Ontology annotation, cellular component: anaphase-promoting complex. Gene Ontology annotation, biological process: positive regulation of mitotic metaphase/anaphase transition; protein K11-linked ubiquitination; anaphase-promoting complex-dependent catabolic process.
CGCACAGCGGCCAUUGGAUUUAGGCUAGGGUCGCCAUGGCCAGCGUCCACGAGAGCCUCUACUUCAAUCCCAUGAUGACCAAUGGAGUGGUGCACGCCAACGUGUUCGGCAUCAAGGACUGGGUGACACCGUAUAAGAUCGCGGUGCUGGUGUUGCUGAACGAGAUGGGCCGCACGGGCGAGGGCGCCGUUAGCCUAAUGGAGCGGCGGAGGCUCAACCAGCUGCUCCUACCGCUGCUGCAGGGCCCGGAUGUCACACUGUCCAAACUAUACAAGUUAAUUGAAGAGUCUUGUCCUCAGCUGGCUAAUUCAGUACAGAUCAGAAUCAAACUAAUGGCUGAAGGUGAAUUGAAGGACCUGGAGCAGUUUUUUGAUGACCUUUCAGAUUCUUUUUCUGGAACUGAACCAGAGGUUCACAAGACAAGUGUAGUAGGUUUAUUUCUGCGUCACAUGAUCCUGGCCUACAGGAAGCUUUCUUUCAGUCAAGUGUUUAAACUCUACACUGCCCUUCAGCAGUACUUCCAAAAUGGUGAGAAAAAGACAGUGCAAGAUGCAGCUAUGGAGCUGACAAACAGAGAGGAGGGCGAAAGUAAAAUGGAGAAAGAGGAGCUGGAUGUGUCUGUCAGAGAAGAAGAAGUAUCUUGCAGUGGGCCUUUGUCUCAGAAGCAAGCAGAAGUUUUUCUGUCUCAACAGGCUUCUUUGUUAAAGAAUGAUGAGACGAAAGCCCUUACACCAGCAUCAUUGCAGAAAGAACUAAACAGCUUGUUGAAAUUUAAUCCUGAUUUUGCUGAAGCGCAUUAUCUCAGCUACUUAAACAAUCUCCGGGUUCAAGAUGUUUUCAGUUCCACACACAGCCUUCUUCAUUAUUUUGACCGCCUGAUUCUUACCGGAGCCGAGAGCAAGAGUAACGGGGAGGAGGGUUACGGCCGAAGCCUGAGAUACGCCGCUCUGAACCUGGCCGCCUUGCACUGCCGCUUUGGUCACUAUCAGCAGGCGGAGCUCGCGCUGCAGGAGGCCAUCAGGAUUGCCCAGGAAGCCAAUGACCACGUGUGUCUGCAGCACUGCUUGAGCUGGCUGUAUGUGCUGGGCCAGAAGAGAUCUGACAGCUAUGUUCUGCUGGAACAUUCAGUGAAGAAAGCAGUACAUUUUGGUUUACCGUACCUCGCGUCCCUGGGAAUACAGUCCCUGGUGCAGCAGAGAGCCUUUGCGGGGAAGACAGCAAACAAGCUGAUGGAUGCCCUGAAGGACUCCGACCUCCUGCACUGGAAACACAGCCUGUCGGAGCUCAUUGACAUCAGCAUUGCCCAGAAAACCGCUAUCUGGAGGCUGUACGGCCGCAGUACCAUGGCCCUUCAGCAAGCCCAGAUGCUGCUGAGCAUGAACAGUCUGGAGUCGCUGAACGCCGGUGUGCAGCAGAACAAUACCGAGUCCUUUGCGGUUGCGCUCUGCCACCUUGCGGAGCUCCACGCCGAGCAGGGCUGUUUCGCUGCAGCUUCUGAAGUAUUAAAGCAUUUGAAGGAACGAUUCCCACCCAACAGUCAACAUGCCCAGUUAUGGAUGCUGUGUGAUCAGAAAAUCCAGUUUGACAGAGCAAUGAAUGAUGGCAAAUACCACUUGGCCCAUUCCCUGGUUGCAGGAAUUGCAGCUCUCAGUAGCACCGAGGGUGUAUAUAGAAAAGCUGUCGUGCUGCAAGCUCAGAACCAAAUGUCUCAGGCACACAAGCUCCUCCAGAAGCUGUUGGCCCACUGUCAGAAGAUGAAGAACACAGAGAUGGUGAUCCGCGUCCUACUCUCGGUGGCUGAGCUGUACUGGCGUUCCUCAUCCCCCACCAUUGCGCUGCCCGUGCUCCUACAGGCUUUGGCCCUCUCCAAGGAGUACCGGCUGCAGUCCUUGGCCUCGGAAACAGUGCUGAACCUGGCUUUCGCCCAGCUCAUCCUUGGAAUCCCAGAACAAGCCUUGAGUCUUCUCCACAUGGCCAUUGAGCCCAUCUUGGCUGACGGGGCCGUCCUGGACAAAGGCCGUGCCAUGUUCUUGGUGGCCAAAUGCCAGGUGGCCUCCGCAGCAUCCUACGACCCACCAAAGAAAGCAGAAGCUCUGGAGGCCGCCAUCGAGAACCUCAGUGAAGCCAAGAGUUACUUCACAAAGGUCGACUGCAAAGAGCAGAUCAGAGACGUAGUGUACUUCCAGGCCAGGCUGUACCACACGCUGGGGAGGACCCAGGAGAGAAACCGCUGUGCGAUGCACUUCCGGCAGUUGCACCAGGAGCUGCCCUCUCACGGGGUGCCCUUGAUCAACCAUCUGUAGUGAGGGCCUC